Molecule: messenger RNA, 2604 nt
Organism: Monosiga brevicollis MX1
Lineage: Eukaryota; Choanoflagellata; Craspedida; Salpingoecidae
Exons: 2
Coding region: 1-2604 (867 amino acids)
Biological process (GO): double-strand break repair via homologous recombination
Cellular component (GO): nucleus; chromosome; cytoplasm
Molecular function (GO): 3'-5' DNA helicase activity; ATP binding; nucleic acid binding
Source: RefSeq, a predicted model, not a curated record
AUGGCGGCACAUGAGCAUGGCUUGGCUGCAUACACUGGUGCUGCAUCAUACGCCCGAGCCUUCACUGGGGCGUUGAAUGUGGCUCACUCUCAAAGCCAGCAUGCAGGUCGGACGGCACGCAACGUCUAUGGCCGCACGCAGCUCGAUCACAAGUUUGUGUCCAGUGAAGCACAGUAUGGCCACCAGUUUGUGUCUGAAGAAUGGCACAAGCUCAUGAAGCUGGUAGAUGUAGAGGAUCAGAUCCAAGCCGAGGCCGUGGAUGAGCGUACCUGCGUGCAACAAGUGGUUUGUAAGCAGGUGGUUGUCCAGUCGUCUCGAGUCAGGAACGCCAGCACACAGGUGCAAGCGACCGUGGGCACGCAAACAGGUCCCGAGGUUGAAGUCUGCCUUGAUGCUGAGGACGACAUUGACGAAAUUAUUGCCGCGUUGGAUCUAGACGAAGCCGAGGCAGCCGGAUCGUCCAUGCCAGUUGCCGUGCCGCGAGCCGUGGAAGAGGCUGCGUCGACGGCCUUGCAGCAAGAGCCAAGCCAGCACAAUGACCAAACGCAACAAGAAGAGUAUGAGGAUCAGAUUUGGCUGGCUCAAUGUGUGUGGCAAGCAUGGAAGACAACAUUUCGCGACUGGGAUCAGUAUCGAUUGGCACAGGCUGUGACUCGGCACGAAGCCCAGGACGGCUGGCUGUUGGCCGUGGCCCCGACUGGCAUGGGCAAGACGCUGUGUACACUCGCUCACCUCCAGCCACGCAGGGUCGUGGUGUGGGUAGUGCCGCUUCGUGAGCUUGCCAGAGACUUGUGCCGCCGCUUCGAGCAGGCUGACAUUGUAUCGCAGUGGGCUAAGAAUGAUGGCCGUGACAUGCAAGUCAACGUUCAAGUGAUUGUCAUGACGGUUGACUUUUUGGUUGGCCAUGGGAUGAGGUGGGUGCAAACACUCGUGCAGCAGAAGCGUCUGGCCAUGCUGGUGAUGGACGAGGUUCACACAAUGCUCGAGGACACCAGCUAUCGAGACGGUCUUGUUCGCUGCCCAGGCCGGCUGGAUCAUCUUCGCCAAGACCCAUCUGUCAAGUGUGUGGGCCUCACUGGCACGCUUUGCCCCAAAGAUGAGCGGGCUCUGCUCCAACAGCUGGAUUGCACAGAGGACGCUUCGUACCAGACCUUUCGUAUGCCAACCAUGCGAACCGAUCUUUGGCUAGCGGUGCAACAAGGAACAACAAAGGCAUUUGAGAUGUUUGUGGAACGCCACUACGACCUGUUGGAGCAAGAGGGCCGCGUGGAUCGCAUGCUGACUUUUUGUGACACGAAGAAGCAGGUUGAGGCAUUGUCGACUCUGUUGGCGCGCACGAUGGGUCACGAGCAGUCGCUGGCCGUGGAUGCUGACAUGUCAGCCGAAGACACACGAGCCGCUCUUGAGCAGUGGAGGAGCGGCACGCAGAGUCUGGUCUUGGUGGCCAUAAGCUGCUUGGGCGCGGGCUUGGACAUGCCCAACGUUCGGAAGGUGAUCUGGUUUGGCAGCGGCUACAACGGCUACACCUUGUCGCAGGCCUUUGGCCGGGCUGGCCGCGACCGACGGGGUGGCGAGGCCACGCUAUGGAUACCACCAGGCACAGCGAUUUCGGAAGAUCUGCAGCCAUUUGCAAGCAUGAAGCGCUGCCUGACCUUUGAGCUUGGUUGGCUGCUGGAUGGUGAGGGCCACAUUUGUGCGGCCACAGGAGCGCCGGCUUGCACCGUCUGCUCCAUGAUGCAACCGACCAUCACAGCGCGCCAUCCAAGCCGUGAAGCACAUGGGGCGCCAGUAUCACACGAGGGCCAGACGCGGGCCAAACGAGCGCAGUUGAUGGUACCAUCGGCGCCAAUUCAGUCAGACGACUUUAACACGGCUCUGCUAUGGAUGAGCACCUACUGCUGGGCCUGCAGCUGCAGCAGAGACCGCUUGGUUGCUCACCACCAGCCUUCUAGCUGCCCGGCCAUGAAAGGGCGCUGUUUUCGAUGCCACUGCCGCGGUCAUGCGCGCCAUCCAAGCCGUGAAGCACAUGGGGCGCCAGUAUCACACGAGGGCCAGACGCGGGCCAAACGAGCGCAGUUGAUGGUACCAUCGGCGCCAAUUCAGUCAGACGACUUUAACACGGCUCUGCUAUGGAUGAGCACCUACUGCUGGGCCUGCAGCUGCAGCAGAGACCGCUUGGUUGCUCACCACCAGCCUUCUAGCUGCCCGGCCAUGAAAGGGCGCUGUUUUCGAUGCCACUGCCGCGGUCAUGGUAGUAGCAAUUGCCAAGUGACCUUGGGGGCGGGUGUUUGCUACCGGUGUUGGAGGCCGCAGAAGAUUGGGGGUGAUCGAGUGGUGGAGUGCACGGGGCGGGCCUGUGCCCAGCGCAACCGCGAGGCCAUCCGGGCACUGGUCGCGUCUGUGUCCCGCAGUCAAACUUUGCGCGGCAUCAUGCAGCGCAUGGAGUGCCCGGCCGAGCUGCUGGCAGUUGGAGGGCGGGACUUUGACCCGUCGGAGAUGCAGGCGCUUGUGGGCUGGCUGUACGGAGCAGAGGGGCGCGUUGGCCAUCCACGCGUGUUGAAGUUUGUGAUUGAGGCGAAACGGCAGUUUGCAAUGUUGAAGUGA